CCCCCCCACCUCAGUCAGCGGCUCCCGCUGCAGUUUGCUUAGCCCAACCUCCCGCUUUCUCGCCCCCCUCCCGUCUCUAAAAUGUGCCCCCCACGCCUGGUAGGAGCUAUAUAAGGAGGAACGAGGCAGGCGAGGGGGGCAGCGCAGCCGAGCGGAGCCCAGGAGAGGAGAGAGAGCAAGCGAGAGCCUGAGCGAGAUACUGGGAAGCGAGGAGGAAGCUGCCGGAGCCUCGAGCAGGAAAGAAGGUGCUGGGGCGCCCGAGCUGGAGCCUCACAGCCGGCAGUCAUGUACCGCUCCACCAAGGGCGCUUCCAAGGCGCGCCGCGACCAGAUCAAUGCCGAGAUCCGGAACCUCAAGGAGCUGCUGCCGCUGGCCGAAGCUGACAAGGUCCGGCUGUCCUACCUGCACAUUAUGAGUCUUGCCUGCAUCUACACUCGCAAGGGUGUCUUCUUCGCUGGAGGCACUCCUCUGGCAAGUCCUACAGGGCUGCUCUCAGCUCAAGAGCUUGAAGACAUCGUGGCAGCACUGCCUGGAUUUCUGCUUGUAUUCACAGCUGAAGGGAAAUUGCUAUACCUGUCUGAGAGUGUGAGCGAACAUCUUGGCCACUCUAUGGUGGACCUGGUUGCCCAGGGUGACAGUAUCUAUGACAUUAUUGACCCAGCUGACCACUUCACUGUGCGCCAGCAGCUUACCCUGCCCUCUGCUCUGGACACUGAUCGCCUCUUCCGUUGUCGCUUCAACACUUCCAAGUCCCUCCGGCGCCAGAGUGCAGGAAAUAAACUGGUGCUUAUUCGAGGCCGAUUCCAUGCUCACCCACCUGGAGCCUACUGGGCAGGAAACCCUGUGUUCACAGCUUUCUGUGCCCCUCUGGAGCCAAGACCCCGCCCUGGGCCCGGCCCUGGCCCUGGCCCUGGUCCUGCCUCACUCUUUCUGGCCAUGUUCCAGAGUCGACAUGCUAAAGACCUGGUCCUACUGGACGUCUCUGAGAGUGUCCUAAUCUACCUGGGCUUUGAGCGCAGUGAACUGCUCUGUAAAUCAUGGUAUGGACUGCUGCACCCUGAGGAUCUGGCCCACGCUUCUGCUCAACACUACCGCCUGUUGGCUGAGAGUGGAGAAAUUCAGGCGGAGAUGGUAGUGAGACUGCAGUCCAAGCAUGGAGGCUGGGCAUGGAUUUACUGCCUGUUAUACUCAGAAGGUCCAGAGGGCCCUAUUACUACCAAUAACUACCCAAUCAGUGACAUGGAAGCCUGGAGCCUCCGCCAGCAGCUGAACUCUGAAGACACCCAGGCAGCUUACGUCCUGGGGAACCCAACUGUGCUGCCCUCAUUCCCUGAGAAUAUCCUCUCCCAGGAACAAUGCUCUAAUCCACUUUUCACCCCACCUCUUGGGGCUCCCAGAAGCACCAGUUUUCCCAGUGCUCCUCAACUGGGUGUUGUGUCUGCAUCAGAAGAGCUUCCUCGACCCCUUCAAAAACUGGACUUCAGUUACCUGCCAUUCCCUGCUGGUCCUGAGCCUUCUCUCCAAGCUGACCUAAGCAAGGAUCUUGUGUGCACCCCUCCCUACACACCCCACAAGCCAGGAGGCUGUGCCUUCCUUUUCAGCCUCCAUGAGCCCUUCCAGACCCACUUGCCCACCCCAUCCAGCUCUUUCCAAGAACAGCUGACUCCAAGCACCGCAACCUUCUCUGAUCAGUUGACACCCAGCAGUGCAACUUUCCCGGAUCCACUAACCAGCCCACUGCAAGGCCAGUUGACUGAAAUCUCAGCCAGAAACUACGAAGACCAACUGGCUCCCUGCACUUCCACUUUCUCAGACCAACUGCUUCCAAGCUCUACUACCUUCCCAGAGCCUCUGGGAAGCCCUACCCAUGAGCAGCUGACUCCUCCAACCACAGCAUUUCAAGCACACCUAAACAGCCCCAGCCAAACUUUCCCAGAACAGCUGAGCCCCAAUUCCACCAAGACUUACUUUGCACAGGAGGGAUGCAGUUUUCUCUAUGAGAAGUUGCCCCCAAGUCCUAGCAGCCCUGGUAAUGGGGACUGCACACUCCUGGCCCUCGCUCAGCUCCGGGGCCCCCUCUCUGUGGAUGUCCCCCUGGUACCUGAAGGUCUGCUCACACCCGAGGCCUCUCCAGUCAAGCAGAGUUUCUUCCACUACUCUGAGAAGGAGCAACAUGAGAUAGACCGUCUCAUCCAGCAGAUUAGCCAGUUGGCUCAGGGCAUGGACAGGCCUUUCUCAGCUGAGGCUGGUACUGGGGGACUGGAGCGACUUGGAGGGCUGGAGCCCCUGGAUUCCAACCUGUCCCUGUCAGGGGCUGGCCCCCCUGUGCUCAGCCUGGACCUGAAACCCUGGAAAUGCCAGGAGCUGGACUUCCUGGCUGACCCUGAUAGCAUAUUCCUGGAAGAAAUGCCUGUGGAAGACAUCUUCAUGGAUCUCUCUACCCCAGACCCCAAUGGGGAAUGGGGCUCAGGAGAUCCUGAAGCAGAGGUCCCAAGAGGGGCCCCUUCUCCUUGCAACAACCUGUCCCCAGAAGAUCACAGCUUUCUGGAGGACCUGGCCACUUACGAAACCGCCUUUGAGACAAGUGUCUCAACAUUCCCCUAUGAUGGGUUUACUGAUGAGUUGCAUCAACUCCAGAGCCAAGUUCAAGACAGCUUCCAUGAAGAUGGAAGUGGAGGGGAACCAACGUUUUGAAUAAGUCUGUGACUUAACGUCGUCAAGUAUGGCAUAUUGUCAUCAAGACGUGGAGCCGCUCUCCACCCCCCCGGGACUGUGGGGGGAUUCUGGGGCCAAAGGGGGAUAUAUCUAAUUCCCCAGGCCCUGAAGGACUUUUGGGGGGGAGGUGGGAGGGCAAGGGAGGGGAUCUUCUUUUUAAAAAUCAAGGGACUUCAAGCGAUCCCAGUUUCCAUUUCAAUCUGUAUUCACUCGUAGUGAGUUUCCUUGAAUGGAUUUCGAGCGGAGAAUGGGGGAGUCUCACUUCCCCACCGCGCUGCCCCAUGGGCCUGGGCCAGUUCUCCACUCCUAGGGGCCAAGCCACCCCUGGGCCUUGGUGGGGGAAAGGCAGGGCUCACCUGGGCCAGGGCCCUAAGAGGCUCUUGACACCCUCGUAGAAUUCUCUACACACCAGUAACGGGAUUUCAAUUCCGAUGGACUCUGCCGCCCUGGCGGCCCUUCCUGUGACUUUUGCGCCCUGCACCUGGGGUGGGGGCGCGAAGAGACACUACAUUCCUUUCCGAUGGAGGAAGGCAGACCUGCCGUCACACGUGUGCUUGCACGAGUGCGUGUACCUGGUGCGGGACUCACCCGGCUACCAGACCGCCUGGGCCUGCCCAGUCGGCCACUUCGUGGUGCUGCGGUGACUUUGUAGCCAACUUUAUAAUAAA
Chinchilla lanigera (long-tailed chinchilla) is the source of this 3383-nucleotide messenger RNA. RefSeq names its product neuronal PAS domain protein 4 (gene Npas4). The record is from RefSeq and is a predicted model, not a curated record. The transcript is spliced from 8 exons. The coding region runs from base 286 to 2694 and encodes 802 amino acids. Gene Ontology annotation, biological process: regulation of transcription by RNA polymerase II. NCBI's taxonomy places the organism in Eukaryota, Metazoa, Chordata, Mammalia, Rodentia, Chinchillidae. Gene Ontology annotation, molecular function: RNA polymerase II transcription regulatory region sequence-specific DNA binding; protein dimerization activity; DNA-binding transcription factor activity, RNA polymerase II-specific.